AUGAUCAGACAGAAGCUUCAAGCCAUCCUCGGCCUCGCCACCGUGGCGGCAGGUCUACCGACUGCUACAGAUUCCAAGAGCAAUUCGUCCGCGAUUGAAUGGAUCCCGUGCCCUUCUGACGUCCCGAAGCCUGUUGAAUGCGGCCAGAUCGCUGUGCCGAUGGACUACAGGUUGCGGAGCGGGCCUACCAUCAACCUGGCUGUGUACCGUCUCAAGGCGAACGGCACCGACCGUCUGGGCAGUCUGUUUCUCAACCCCGGAGGACCCGGCGGCUCCGGCACGAGGCCAAUUGCGCUGCAGGCGCAGCGUGAACAGAAAGGGAUCAGGGACGCGGUGGUGAGCUACGAGGUGCGCCAGCGGUACGACCUCAUCGGGCCUGACCCGCGUGGCAUCGGUCUCAGCACGCCCAUCCAGUGCGAUCCAGCCACGCAGCAGAACCGCACGAAUUACUAUGUCAGCGACGAGGCCGGCUUCCAGGAGCUCGUGAGGCGCAACAAGGAGUUCGGCGAGAGUUGCGCCAACCUGAGCGGGCCGGCCCUCGGCUUCGUCGACACCAUCUCGGUCGUGCAAGACCUGGACCUGAUCAGGAGAGCGCUGGGCGAGAAGAAGUUUGACUACCUCGGCUUCUCCUACGGUACCCAGAUCGGCGCCCAGUACGCCGAGCGCUUCCCCGAGCACACGGGCCGCAUGGUGCUGGACGGCGCCCUUGACCACUCGGGCGACAGCCACACCAUGUUCCUGACCGAGGCCGUGACCUACGAGAGCACCCUUAACCAGUUCUUCGACUGGUGCAACACAACGUCUGAGUGCGCCUUCCACGGCCGAGACCUGCCGACCAUCUUCGACGACCUCGUCGACCGGGCCGAGCGCGAGCCCCUGCCGGCGCCCGAGUGCAAGGCCGACCCGACGAAGGGCUGUCGCGCGGACGUCACGAGCUACGACAUCCUGCGCAACGUGCAGCCGCUGCUCACGCGUGUCAACGCCACGGCCUCGAGCGCGCAGAGCUGGGCGAUGCUGUCCCAGAUCCUCAAGCUAGCCGUCGACGACAACAACGGCACGGCCCUCGCCGCCUCGGUGCCGACGGCCAAGACCGACUUCUUCUUCUCGGAGCGCGCCGUCGAGUGCCAGGACUGGCCGCGCGCCGACUCGGCGGGCUUCCUGGCGCGGCGCAUCAUCGCGGCCCGGGCUCUCGCGCCGCACACGCGCGGUGUGUCGCAGUCGUUUGAGAUCGAGGCUGGCUGCGCGGGCUGGCCGGCCAAGAUGACGAACCCGCCCGCGCGGCUUGAUGUCAAGAAGACCAAGAAGGCAUCGCCGAUGCUCGUGGUGAACGCCUUCCACGACCCCGAGACUAGCAUCGCGUGGGCGCUCGGCCUACGGGAGCAGCUGCCGACAUCGGUGAGCCUGUUCCGCGACGGGUCGGGCCACACGAGCUACGGGCUGUUUGGCGAGACGAGCAAGGCCAUCGACAAGUUCUUGCUGGAGGGGAAGACGCCCAAGGACGGCGUCGUGUAUGAUUCUUGA
This is a messenger RNA of Thyridium curvatum, 1521 nucleotides long. RefSeq lists its product as uncharacterized. The record is from RefSeq and is a predicted model, not a curated record. The transcript has a single exon. The coding region runs from base 1 to 1521 and encodes 506 amino acids. NCBI's taxonomy places the organism in Eukaryota, Fungi, Ascomycota, Sordariomycetes, Thyridiales, Thyridiaceae.